Rangifer tarandus platyrhynchus (Svalbard reindeer) is the source of this 468-nucleotide messenger RNA. The record is from the annotation of a GenBank genome assembly. Lineage: Eukaryota; Metazoa; Chordata; Mammalia; Artiodactyla; Cervidae.
AUGACCCCAAGGACAGGAGCAGCCCUUGCAGAGCAGGGGUUCUCAGCCCACUGGGUGACCAGAGGUCACCAGGACUCAAAGGCUAAGCCACUUGUCAUAUUCAGGCAAGGCCUCAUGGGCCUGUGGCACAUAAUGGGCAGGCUCCACCCUCACUCAGGCCAGAUGGGAGGUCAGCUCCAGCCCUGUAUCCAGGCCACUGCUUUCUCCCUCCUUGUGUCAAGUCCCCAGGGUCACCGUCUCCUCAGGGCUCGCAGGCCAGUGUCCCGAGUGUCAUGGCCGCAGCUCAGGGAGGAGAGGGGCGGCAGGAUUAGAGCAGCCAGGGCCGACUAUGCUGCGCUGUCCUUACUGGCAGAUACCAAGACCUGCCUGGCCUCCGUCCCAGGACGCGUUCCUCAUGACAGGACUGCGCCGCUUGCUCCCAAAGGCCAGUUGCCUGACCCCUAUACGUGUCCCCUGAUCCCCUACUAG